Messenger RNA from Arabidopsis thaliana (thale cress), 1911 nucleotides. RefSeq names its product Integrin-linked protein kinase family. The transcript is spliced from 11 exons. Lineage: Eukaryota; Viridiplantae; Streptophyta; Magnoliopsida; Brassicales; Brassicaceae. The record is from RefSeq and is marked reviewed. Gene Ontology annotation, cellular component: cytoplasm. Bases 119 to 1552 code for a protein of 477 amino acids. Gene Ontology annotation, molecular function: ATP binding; protein kinase activity; protein serine/threonine kinase activity.
CGACGAACAAUUAAAAAAAAAAAAAGCUCACCACGAUCGUCCCUCUCCUUGGAAGAUACAAUGUGGUUUUGAUCAUUGACUGAUCUUGGUUCUUUGCGAUUCAUUAUCAUCAUCAAUCAUGGACAACAUUGCCGCGCAGUUGAAGCGUGGGAUAUCGAGACAAUUCUCGACAGGAUCAAUGAGACGAACAUUAAGCCGACAAUUCACGCGCCAAAAUUCUCUCGAUCCACGGCGUAACAACAUGAGAUUCAGCUUCGGUCGUCAAUCUUCGCUUGAUCCGAUCAGACGUAGUCCUGAGUCUCUUAGCUGCGAGCCGCAUAUGUCUGUCCCCGAGAAUCUUGAUUCGACGAUGCAGCUUCUCUUUAUGGCGAGUAAAGGUGAUGUUAAUGGCGUUGAGGAGCUGCUUAAUGAAGGAAUAGAUGUGAAUAGCAUUGAUCUUGAUGGUCGUACUGCUCUUCACAUUGCUUCCUGUGAAGGUCAUUAUGAUGUUGUUAAGGUUCUUCUUAGCCGGAGAGCUAAUAUCGAUGCUCGUGAUCGUUGGGGUAGUACGGCGGCUGUUGAUGCAAAGUAUUAUGGGAAUGUUGAAGUUUAUAAUCUCUUGAAAGCUCGAGGCGCUAAAGCUCCGAAAACUAGAAAGACUCCAAUGACGGUAGGGAAUCCAAAAGAAGUUCCUGAGUAUGAGCUUAAUCCACUCGAGCUGCAAGUCCGAAAAGUUGAUGGCAUUUCAAAGGGAACUUAUCAAGUUGCUAAAUGGAAUGGCACGCGAGUCUCAGUAAAAAUAUUCGAUAAAGAUAGCUAUUCAGAUCCUGAACGAGUAAAUGCUUUCACAAACGAAUUGACUUUGCUAGCAAAAGCUCGGCAUCCAAAUAUUGUUCAAUUUGUUGGAGCCGUCACUCAAAAUCUACCGAUGAUGAUUGUAGUUGAGUGUAAUCCAAAAGGUGAUCUAAGUGUCUAUCUUCAAAAGAAAGGUCGUCUUUCUCCUUCAAAAGCUCUGAGAUUUGCUCUUGAUAUUGCUAGAGGAAUGAACUACCUCCAUGAAUGUAAACCAGAUCCGAUCAUCCACUGCGAGUUAAUGCCAAAAAAUAUUUUGCUAGAUAGAGGAGGGCAAUUGAAGAUCUCUGGUUUUGGUUUGAUAAAGUUGUCAAAGAUUGGAGAAGACAGUGCAAAAGUAGUGAACCACGAAGCUCAAAUCGAUAAGUCAAAUUACUAUAUAGCACCCGAAAUUUACAAAGAUGAAGUCUUCGAUAAAAGGGCUGAUGUGCAUUCGUUUGGUGUCAUUUUGUACGAGUUGACCGAGGGAGUAUCUUUAUUCCAUCCUAAACCACCUGAAGAGGUUGCAGAAUCGAUUUGUAUAGAAGGUAAAAGACCAACAAUCAGAACAAAGUCAAAGAGUUACCCUCCGGAAUUGAAAGAGUUGAUUGAGGAAUGCUGGCAUCCAGAAAUCAGUGUGAGGCCAAUAUUCUCUGAGAUUAUUAUUCGGCUCGACAAGAUAGUUACAAACUGUUCCAAGCAGGGUUGGUGGAAAGACACAUUUAAGUUCCCUUGGAAAUGAAAUGGAAAUAUUGAAUCAAUCCAAUCAAAUCUUAAACUUAAACCCCAAAGAUGAAGAAAAAACAAGAUGAGAGUGAGAUUUUGCAGAAGACUCAAGAAGAUUCACAAACUCAUUUGCUUUGUAGAAACAGAAGAUCACUUUUUUGUUUUCAUGUUUGUUUGUUUAAUAUCAUAAGUUUUUGAGUUAUUUGUAAAGUUAUAUUUUAUGAUAAACAUCACUUGUUCAUACUGAAAUUGGAAGCACAUUUUAAUUUCUAGAUAAGAGUCUUAUCAUAAGAGGUGCCGGAGGGAAUGGAUACAAAAAGAAAUAGUAGUUGUCGGAAGUAUUAUCUCAAGUUGAAGGCAAUUAUCAAAUCCAAA